AUGGCUAAACGAUGUUUGAUAGAAACAUGCAAACGUGAAGCUGAAACUUAUUGUUAUCAUUGUUCAAACGAUGUAUGUACUAAACAUUAUUUAGAACAUAAACAAUGGAUUCAAGAACAGUUAAAUCCACUUGUUGAUGAAAUCAACUUCAUCUAUGAUCGUCUUCAUCAUGAUGAUAAAAAUCAAACAAAAUCUAUACCACAAUAUUUAAUCAAUGUAUACAGUCAACUUGAUAAAUGGAAUGCUGAUUGUCAUAAUCAUAUCGAUAUUGUCUGUCAUCGAGUUCGAAGUCAAAUUGAGAACAUUGUAAAAAGUAACCAACACGAAGAAACUCAAAAGGUAAUCUACAAUUUAGAAUCAUUAGAAAAACUGCGUCAACAACUCAAAGAAUUAUUAAAAGAAGGGGAUGUAACAUAUAGACAACUUGAAAUAAUGAAACGACAGCUAGAAGAACUAAAAAAGAAAGAACAAGAACCAAUCAGAUAUCCAGAUAUUCGCAUCAUAACUCAAAAAAUUGAUGUGAGCAAAUAUAUCGGUGUCACUACUGAUGUCAAAUAUCCGACUGAAAAACAACAACAACAACAAAAGUCAAGAAGUCCUCAGAAAAUGUCGCCAAAUAAAAAUUUUUCUAUACGUCAUCGAUUCGUUGGAUGGCCUUCUGCGGGACAAACAAUCGAAAAAUGUCCUAUGUGCUCCGAAAUAUUUCCUCUAUCCAUGACAAUGGCUGAUCGAACUGUGCAUAUAAAUGAUCAUUUACCAGAUUGA
Molecule: messenger RNA, 765 nt
Organism: Rotaria sordida
Lineage: Eukaryota; Metazoa; Rotifera; Eurotatoria; Philodinida; Philodinidae
Source: the annotation of a GenBank genome assembly